AUAGAGGGAGAUAGAACAGAGAUACACAAGGAGGAGGAGGGGGAAUGUAAGCGGUCUAUCUCCGUGUCUCCCUCUCUCCCCCUCACCUCCCCCAAGCUUCGUUUCUCGCCCCUCCAAGCACAAAUCUGAGUCAGUACGAAACAUUUGUCACCAAGAGCUCACUACGACUGUGCCUCGCUAGCAGGAUAAAACAAGUGGAAUGGCGCUAUUGAAGCCAACGCUGGUACUGGCAGCUCUCCAUGUGGCGUCUAUAGCGGAAGGGCUACACGUGGACAUCGGGAGCCACCUGAAGCACCUCGCCACGCACAGGUACCCGAAUGAGGCGCAGAAGGGAGCGAGGGAACAGGUGACGGAGUACAUAGCUAGGCAAUUUGAAGAGUGUGGGCUGAUAGUUCACCUGCAGCGCCUGAAGGGUUUCGCUGCCCCUACACCUGGAGACACACUCGAUUACAGCCAUUACAGUAAGCGCAAGACACAAGUGUAUGGUGUCAACAUCAUCGGCAUAUCUGGAUCGGUGCUGGAGGAGGCUGGGGCUGUGGUGGUGGUGGGCGCGGCCUAUGACACUGAUGGCGUGGGGAGUCCUCUGUGGGACAACGGGGCGGGUGUCGCGGUGCUGCUGGAGACGGCGCGGCUAUACCAAGCAACAGUGAUCAGUCCCCGCCUCACUACUCUCUUUGUGGCCUUCGAUCUAAGCAGUGACAGAUACGGAAGCAAGGCUUUCAGUGACGGCAGCGGUGGUGGUGGUGGUGGUGGUGGUCUGCCAGGCGCCUUCAGUCUAGUACAAGAUUACCUGCGGAGCUUCGUGAAGCAGAACAUUUCCAGGGUGGGCGGCGCCAUUGUACUGGGGCCGAUCAUGAAUGUGAACCCCGAGACUGGUUCACAGGGGUUCGACUCCUUGAGGAAGCUCUUCCCGGCCGCUUACGAGGAGGUGGCGGCGAGAGAGCAUCGGGGUGACUUCAUGGCUUCAGUAUUCCGGGGAGUGAGUGAGGCUGAGCGCACACUGGCCAGACAAGUGAUGGACAGCUAUGAGGAGGUUGGAGGAAGGUUGAUUGAGUUCAGGCUUGGUAAUCACUCCCACACACUCCUGCCCUCUUCACUCCCCGCGAGAGAGGCAGCUUACUUCUGGCAGUCCACCUUCCAGGGCCACAAGUCUCCUCUGCCAGCCAUCCUCCUCACCGAUACUGAGACGAACCGGGCCUGGCCAAGAGAUGCCGCGUCGCCCACCCAGCUGACUGAGGCACAGAUGGACUUCCUAGACACCACCGUCGCUAGCCUCGUUCACUUCCUCGUGAGACGGCAGCCCGCAGAAGCCAUGGAAGGAGAGUGGCGGGAGGUUGGUCUACUGACAGCACUGAUGGUCUCCUGUGGCAUCAACCUCCUGCUGCUGGUUCACCUCCACCACCUGUGCACUUCCCCCACCGCCAGCAAGAGGGAGAGGGACAGCCAUAGCCCCUCGGAGACACUCAGCUUGCAGGAUAUGAAGUGCAGUGUGAGUGAUGGUAGGAGUUCCUUCACUAUGUCAUAGGAAGCAACUCGAUGCUUCCAAGACUACACGGAACUUACUUGAUCCCUCAGUGGUUCCUGGCCUCCUCUCUGCCUGCAGUUCGAGGAGGGUGUGAAUGAGCCCUUCGCAGGUAAGGGAGAUGGCUUGCUGUCUCCUACGUGUCAAG
Portunus trituberculatus (swimming crab) is the source of this 1670-nucleotide messenger RNA. RefSeq lists its product as uncharacterized. The record is from RefSeq and is a predicted model, not a curated record. The transcript has 9 exons. NCBI's taxonomy places the organism in Eukaryota, Metazoa, Arthropoda, Malacostraca, Decapoda, Portunidae. The coding region runs from base 200 to 1525 and encodes 441 amino acids.